AUGACAACACAUCUUGGAGCCACGGGGAGCAUCAUAAGCCCAAGCACUCCUCCAGUAACGGCCCUCCCUCCUCCUCCUCCUCCUCCUCCUCCUCCUCCUCCUCCUCCUCCUCCUCCUCCUCCUCCUCCUCUUCCUCCUCCCUCUUUCUCCCUCCUCCCUUCUGAUUCUCUCUCACUGCUGGCGCUGCUGGAGGUGUGGAGGUCCGGGCCUAAUGUGGGGGGCCUGGCUGAUCCUGGCGCUGCUGGAGGUGCGAAGGAUGAGGGGAGGAGCCUGGCUGAUCCUGGCGCUGCUGGAGGUGCGAAGGAUGAGGGGAGGAGCCUGGCUGAUCCUGGCGCUGCUGGAGGUGCGAAGGAUGAGGGGAGGAGCCUGGCUGAUCCUGGCGCUGCUGGAGGUGCGAAGGAUGAGGGGAGGAGCCUGGCUGAUCCUGGCGCUGCUGGAGGUGCGGAGGUCCUGGCUGUUGCAUGCAGCGGAGCAGAGGCGAUGCCUGAGGGGCGACGGGGCAAAAGCGAGGAGCAGAGAAGCAGAAGCGUCGCCUCUGCUCUAUGCCGAAUUGUGGAGGUGGGGAGGAGUGGAGCAGAGGAGCAGAAGAGCACAAGCGUCGCCUCUGCUCUUUCCUGUCCCUUGGUACCAUGUCCUGUGUGCCUUGUCUGUCCAGAAACGUGGAGGAAGAGGGGGGCAGCAGAGAAGAGGAGGCGAGGAGGGGCCGAGGAGAAGAGGAGCACUGAGGUGGACGGGCGCGUGGCUGAGGUGGACGGGCGAGCGCGGUGGGAGGACGCACGGCUGGCAGCCACUGGCGUGUGGCUGCCUCUACCCGCCCUGCUGACCACCCGCUCGAGGAGCAUUGGAGCAUUGGAGCCUUGGAGCAUCACUGGCAUCUCGUGGGCAGCAAAGCAACUGGGAAGUCUCUUUCCCCUCGCCUUCCGUUCUCAUCGGUUCUUCACUCAAGGAGGUGCCGAGCAGAGGAGCAAAGGAGCCUGCAGAGGACGGCAGCAGCGACUCGGGAGGACGGCAGCAGUGAGAGGGAGAAGCGAGCGGUGGGAUGACGCACGGCCGGCAGCCACACGGCUGCCUCCUACCCGCCCUGCUGACCACCCACUCUGCUCGAGGCGGGCGCUUCGGGCAAGGAGGCGCGGAGGCAAGGAGGCGGCACUUCAGCAGAGGUGGAGUGCGGUGUGGAAUGGUAUGGUGCGGCAUGAGGAGGAGGCGGACACUUCGGGCAACGAACCGGCGCGGAGGCAAGGAGGCGGCACUUCAGCAGAGGAGGACGGGCGAGCGUGGUGGGAUGACGCACGGCCGGCAGCCACUGGCAUGUGGCUGCCUCCUACUUGCCCUGCUGACCACCCGCUCAAGGCAAGGAGGACACUUGGGGCAAGGAGCACUGCCCUCCACGCACCUCCUCUUCCCGCCUCUGACGCCCAACCUGACCUGCACUCCGUCCUCAACCCCUUCCCACCGUCGACACUCAAGGAGGGGGGAGUGGCAGCAUGGAGGGGAGUCAACACCGUCACCGACACUCAUUGCUUCCAUUCCCUAUGCAGCAGAGAAGCAGCGGAGGUGCGGAGGAGCAGAGGAGCAGAAGAGAGGAGGGAGUCGUCUCUGCUCAUCUCUGGUAAUCUUUAUUAUGAGGAGAUGCAGCAGAGGCGGCAAGGAGCAGGGGGAGCGGCUGCGGAGGAACAGGAGCAGUCGCCUCUGCUCUUCUCUGGAGAUGCAGCAGAGGCGGCGAGGAGCAAAGGAGCGGAGGAACAGGAGCAGUCGCCUCUGCUCUUCUCUGAAACGUGCAAGAGGAGGGGGGCAGCAGAGAAGACAGCAGUUAGACGGGCGCGGUGGGAUGACGCACGGCCGGCAGCCACUGGCGUGUGGCUGCCUCUACCCGCCCUGCUGACCACCCGCUCGAGCAGCAUUGGAGCAUGGGAUCCGUGGAGCAUCAAGGCAUCACUGGCAUCUCGUGGGCAGCAAAGCAACUGGGAAGUCUCUUUCCCCUCGCCUUCCGUUCUCGUCCCCCACCCUCCAUUCGUUUCGUUUCGUCAUUCCGUGUUUUCAGCACCUCGUUCGUUCUUCACUCCAUCCAAUAAUGGGUUCUUCGAUCCAGAUCGGUUCUUCACUCAAGGAGGUGCCGAGCAGAGGAGCAAAGGAGCCUGCAGAGGACGGCAGCAGCGACUCGGGAGGACGGCAGCAGUGAGAGGGAGAAGCGAGCGGUGGGAUGACGCACGGCCGGCAGCCACACGGCUGCCUCCUACCCGCCCUGCUGACCACCCACUCUGCUCGAGGCGGGCGCUUCGGGCAAGGAGGCGCGGAGGCAAGGAGGCGGCACUUCAGCAGAGGUGUAGUGCGGUGUGGAAUGGUAUGGUGCGGCAUGAGGAGGAGGCGGACACUUCGGGCAACGAACCGGCGCGGAGGCAAGGAGGCGGCACUUCAGCAGAGGUGGAGUGCGGUGUGGAAUGCAAGGAGGGGGGAGCGGCAGCAUGGAGAGGAGUCAACGCCGUCACCGACACUGAGCAGAGCGGAGCGGGGCGGAGCGGAGCAGCAGAGGAGAGGAGCUUCUCGGCAACGCUCGGCCAGGUUAAUAUGCUCAACAUGCGUGGGGAGUCGAAGACCCCCCCCCCCUUCCUCCCCUGCCUGUGA
Closterium sp. Naga37s-1 is the source of this 2622-nucleotide messenger RNA. Lineage: Eukaryota; Viridiplantae; Streptophyta; Zygnematophyceae; Desmidiales; Closteriaceae. The record is from the annotation of a GenBank genome assembly.